Molecule: messenger RNA, 1170 nt
Organism: Phacochoerus africanus (Common warthog)
Lineage: Eukaryota; Metazoa; Chordata; Mammalia; Artiodactyla; Suidae
Gene: AIMP1
Product: aminoacyl tRNA synthetase complex interacting multifunctional protein 1
Exons: 7
Coding region: 130-1092 (320 amino acids)
Molecular function (GO): tRNA binding
Source: RefSeq, a predicted model, not a curated record
CGAGUCUGCGGACCGCUAAGGCGUUUAGCAGGGACACCUAACUGGGUCCUUUCUCACUGCCGUCGUGAGCGGGAGGCAGUCCCUUCCUGCUCCGGGCAGAGGCUGUCGGGGUUCCCUGUCCACCAAUUCAUGAUUUUCUGUCGUUUCUUCACAAAAAUGGCAACCAGUGAUGCUGUUCUGAAGAGACUGGAACAGAAGGGUGCAGAGGCAGAUCAAAUUAUUGAAUAUCUUAAGCAGCAAGUUGCUAUUCUUAAGGAGAAAGCAGUUUUGCAGGCAACUUUGAGAGAAGAGAAGAAACUUCGAGUUGAAAAUGCUAAAUUGAAGAAAGAAAUUGAAGAAUUGAAACAAGAGCUAAUUAAGGCAGAAAUUCAAAAUGGAGUGAAACAAAUACCAUUCCCAUCUGGUACUGCACUGCAAGCCGAUUCUAUGGUUUCUGAAAAUGUGGUACAGUCUACCCCAGUAACAACUAUAUUGUCUGAGGCCAAAGAGCAGAUAAAAGAAGAAGGAGAAGAAAAGAAGGUGAAAGAGAAAGUUGAGAAGAAAGGUGAGAAAAAGGAGAAGAAACAGCAAUUGGUAGCAGGAAGUGCUGACUCAAAGCCUGUUGAUGUUUCCCGUCUGGAUCUUCGAAUUGGUUGUAUCACCACUGCCAGAAAACACCCUGAUGCAGAUUCUUUGUAUGUAGAAGAAGUUGAUGUUGGAGAAACAGCUCCAAGAACAGUUGUCAGUGGCCUGGUGAAUCAUGUUCCUCUUGAACAGAUGCAAAAUCGGAUGGUGAUUUUACUUUGUAACCUGAAACCUGCAAAGAUGAGGGGGGUAGUAUCUCAGGCAAUGGUAAUGUGUGCUAGUUCACCAGAGAAAGUUGAAAUCUUGGCACCUCCUCAUGGGUCUGUUCCUGGUGACAGAGUUACUUUUGAUGCUUUCCCUGGAGAGCCUGACAAGGAGCUGAAUCCUAAGAAGAAGAUUUGGGAGCAGAUCCAGCCUGACCUUUAUACUAAUGAUGAUUGUGUGGCUACAUACAAAGGCACUCCCUUUGAGGUGAAAGGGAAGGGAGUGUGUAGGGCUCAAACUAUGGCCAACAGUGGAAUAAAAUAAAAUGCUUCAGUUACUGAAAUACAUUGGAGAAUACUUAAUAACAAUAAAAGGAAAUAUAUGAGACUUGUACCUAAGAUA